GUCAUGUGAUCAGCUGUGUCCAAUCACAGCUGAUCGCAUGGGACAUGUACACUGAUCAUCAGGACACUGAUGAUCAGUGUGCCCUGAGGAUCAGUGUAGCCCCAGCAGUGCCACCUGUCAGUGUCCAUCAGUGCCAGCUGUAAGUGCUCAUCCAUGCAAUGACACAUUUCAGUGCCUACCAGUGCACAUCAAUGCCACAUAUCAGUGCCCAUCUGAGCUGCCUUUCAGUGUCACCCAUCAAUGCCAGUCAGGGCCACCUAUCAGUGCUGCCACUCAGUGCCAAUAAGUGCCAAUCAGUGCCAGUCAGUGCCGCCUAUCAGUGUGCAUCAGUGCCGCCUAUCAGUGCCAGUCAGAGCCGCUUAUCAGUGCCACCUAUCAGUGCCAUAUAUCAGUGCUGCCUUUCAGUGCCCAUCAGUGAUGCCUGUCAAUGCCCAUCAGUG
Molecule: messenger RNA, 440 nt
Organism: Staurois parvus
Lineage: Eukaryota; Metazoa; Chordata; Amphibia; Anura; Ranidae
Source: the annotation of a GenBank genome assembly